Molecule: messenger RNA, 3042 nt
Organism: Lolium rigidum
Lineage: Eukaryota; Viridiplantae; Streptophyta; Magnoliopsida; Poales; Poaceae
Product: cation-chloride cotransporter 2-like
Exons: 14
Coding region: 1-3042 (1013 amino acids)
Biological process (GO): transmembrane transport; monoatomic ion transport
Cellular component (GO): membrane
Molecular function (GO): chloride:monoatomic cation symporter activity
Source: RefSeq, a predicted model, not a curated record
AUGCGGCCGCUCCACUUGCCGGCGAAGGGCUCGAGCAAGGGCACCCCGGUGGAGGGGAAGUUGGUCGAUCCUUCUGCAUUGGGGAGCAGAGGAGCCGGGGGUGGCGCCGACGAGGAGGCCCCGGUGCCGCCGAAGCCGUCGCAGCAGAGAUAUCGGCCCGUGGAGCCGCACGACAGCGCUGUCGUCCAGAUGGAGUCCAUGGAGUCCGGCGACACCUCCACGGCGCCCAGGCGCAUUAAACCUGCUAGGAACAGAAGUAUGGAUCCAAAAACGCAAGUGACUUCUUCAAAUGGUCCAUCUAGUGCACCUCACAGUGAUUCAAAGCUUGAGCUCUUUGGUUUUGACUCGCUGGUCAAUAUUUUGGGGCUUAAAAGUAUGACAGGAGAACCAGCUCAGGUACCUGCUAGUCCUACAGAUAGCGAGAAUGUGGGUAUUACAAUCGGACGCCCAAAGGAAACUGACCCUAAACUUGGUACAAUGAUGGGUGUCUUUGUUCCAUGCUUGCAGAACAUCUUGGGAAUAAUAUAUUAUAUUCGUUUCACAUGGAUUGUCGGUAUGGGAGGCGUAUGGCAGUCCCUUGUUUUAUGUGCAUUUUGUGGCGCAUGCACAUUUUUAACUGGAUUAUCGUUGAGCGCGAUUGCGACAAAUGGGGCAAUGAAGGUAAGUUUCUUCUUAUUCCAGGGUGGUGGGCCAUACUAUUUGAUUGGCCGCGCACUAGGUCCAGAAGUUGGAGUUAGCAUUGGAUUGUGUUUCUUCCUGGGAAAUGCAGUUGCUGGAGCUAUGUAUGUGCUGGGAGCUGUAGAAACCUUUUUGGAUGCCGUUCCUUCUGCUGGAUUUUUUCAAGAGAAGGUAACAAUGAUCGAUAAUACAGUAAACGGGGGCAGUGCAACAACUAUAUCAACACCCAGCUUGCAUGACCUCCAGAUCUAUGGUGUCAUUGUGACCAUACUGUUAUGUUUUAUUGUGUUUGGUGGUGUCAAAAUUAUCAACAAGGUCGCCCCUGCUUUCUUAAUGCCAGUCCUCUUCUCAAUACUCUGCAUUUACAUUGGUGUUUUCAGUGCUCCAAGUCCCAACUCUUCAAAGGGAAUUACUGGGUUGAGUAUGACUACACUCCGUGACAACUGGAGUGCAGACUACCAACGUACAAACAAUGCUGGAGUUCCUGAUCCAAAUGGCUCUAUAUAUUGGGAUUUUAACGCAUUGUUAGGUCUCUUUUUCCCAGCUGUUACAGGAAUCAUGGCUGGUUCUAACCGCUCUGCUUCACUUAAAGACACACAACGUUCCAUUCCAAUUGGAACAUUAAAUGCUACCCUUUUAACUACUGCGAUGUAUGUACUGUCUGUGUUUCUUUUCGGAGCCUUGGCUACAAGAGAAGAGCUUCUAACUGACAGGCUCCUAACAGCUACAGUCGCUUGGCCUGCUCCCGCAGUAAUUUACAUUGGUAUUAUCCUGUCCACUUUAGGUGCAGCUCUACAGAGUCUAACAGGGGCUCCAAGGCUACUUGUAGCAAUUGCGAAUGAUGACAUCCUUCCCGUUCUUAAUUAUUUUAAAGCCUAUGAAGGAUCCGAGCCACACUUGGCAACUCUGUUUACAAGCUUCAUCUGUAUUGGUUGUGUUGUGAUUGGGAACUUAGAUCUGAUUACACCCACUAUCACUAUGUUUUUCCUUCUGUGCUAUGCUGGUGUGAACCUUUCCUGCUUUCUGCUGGACCUCCUGGAUGCUCCAAGUUGGCGUCCUCGAUGGAAGCUUCACCAUUGGAGCCUUUCUCUCAUCGGUGCAUUGCUUUGCAUUGUUAUCAUGUUUAUGAUCUCUUGGGCUUUUACUGUGGUCUCUCUUGCCCUUGCAAGCCUCAUCUACUACUAUGUCAGCUUAAAAGGAAAGGCUGGAGACUGGGGAGAUGGAUUUAAGAGUGCCUACUUUCAACUGGCUCUGCGAAGUCUUCGUUCGUUGGGAGCAAAUCAAGUUCAUCCAAAAAACUGGUACCCUAUUCCUCUCAUAUUCUGCCGCCCUUGGGGCAGGCUUCCAGAAGAUGUCCCAUGCCAUCCAAAGCUUGCAGAUUUCGCUAAUUUCAUGAAGAAAAAGGGACGUGGCAUGUCGAUAUUUGUUUCUAUAAUUGAUGGGGACUAUCAUGAAUCUGCUGAGGAUGCAAAGACAGCCUGCCGACAACUAAGUGCUUAUAUCGACUAUAAGCGGUGUGAGGGUGUUGCUGAGAUUAUCGUAGCACCCUCAGUGUCUCAUGGUUUUCGCAGCAUUGUUCAGACCAUGGGCCUGGGAAACUUGAAGCCAAACAUUGUUGUGAUGCGUUACCCUGAAAUCUGGCGUCAUGAGAAUCUGACACAAAUACCGUCUACAUUUGUCAGCAUUAUAAACGAUUGCAUUACUGCCAACAAGGCUGUUGUCACUGUGAAGGGACUUGAUGAGUGGCCUAACGAGUACCAGCGACAGUACGGGACCAUUGACUUAUACUGGAUCGUGAGAGACGGUGGAUUAAUGCUUCUGCUGUCUCAGCUCCUACUGACCAAGGACAGUUUUGAGAGCUGUAAGAUUCAGGUCUUCUGCAUAGCUGAAGAGGACACAGAAGCCGAGGAGCUAAAGGCCGAUGUCAAAAAGUUCUUGUACGAUCUGAGGAUGCAAGCUGAGGUUAUCGUUGUUACUAUGAGAUCAUUCGAAGCACAUGCAGAUGGUUCCAGGAAGGAUGACCCUCAAGAGGCCUAUACAAGUGCACAACAAAGAAUCGGAGUAUACCUUUCUGAGAUGAAGGAGGCUGCGCAAAGAGAAUCGCGACCCUUGAUGGAGGGUGGCAAGCAAGUCGUGGUUAAUGAACAGAAGGUGGACAAGUUCCUCAACACGAUGCUAAAGCUGAAUGCAACUAUCCUUAAACAUUCAAGGAUGGCCGCUGUGGUCCUGGUGAGUCUCCCAGCGCCGCCGCUGAACCAGCCAGCCUACUGCUACAUGGAAUACAUGGAUCUGCUUGUCGAGAACGUGCCACGCAUGUUGAUAGUUAGGGGAUACAGAAGAGAUGUCGUCACACUUUUCACAUGA